Onthophagus taurus is the source of this 9884-nucleotide messenger RNA. It is a transcript of the gene Lrp4, whose product is annotated as LDL receptor related protein 4. NCBI's taxonomy places the organism in Eukaryota, Metazoa, Arthropoda, Insecta, Coleoptera, Scarabaeidae. The record is from RefSeq and is a predicted model, not a curated record. Gene Ontology annotation, molecular function: calcium ion binding; protein binding.
GCGCACGUUCAACUCAUCAGAGACCAGCAGCGGCGCUCAACAAUACCCUUCAUCAUCUUCUUGCAACGCGAAAAUACGCGCCAGCUGUGUACAGAAGCGAUUUUGAAAGUGCAACUUUUUAAAAUAACACUUAAAAAAAAAUUUGGAGUUGUAUCGUGAUUCUACUCUAAUAAUACUAUGGAUUUAUGUGGAAAAGUGUAAUUUUUUUUUAAAACUCUGUGAGUGCGUCGCGACGCCCCGGAGUUUUAUUUUUAUUUUUUUAACCAAAAUUAACGUUUUUACCGCCGGUUUCGGUUAAUAUGAGCUAUAAAAGAAGAUACUUUAUUGUGAGGGUGUAAAUGCCCUUCUUAUCAGCAUCUCAAGAGGAUUUAUCAACAAUCUAAAAAAUCAUGGGUGUUUUAUUGAAGAAUAUUAAAUCGGAAUGGGGAUUAAUUAUAAUUAUAACCCUUAUAACGCUUGUACAAUGCGAUUCCCAAGAACAAACAACCGUGACUCCUCCACCACAUCGAGGUGCAGCAAGACAAAUGUACGGUUCUGGAUCUCUUCGACCACCCGGAAUGAAGCCCGUUUACGUUAGUCCUUCCCAGAAACCAACUCAAAUUUCUCAAAUUCCUAUUUACAAGUCACCGUUGCCAAAUCCUCUUUUCCGAUUUCCCAUAGCGAUUCCAAUUGACCAUCUUCCAAUCCCAUCUGUCCGCCACUUGGGUGGUAAAUAUGGAAAUCGACCUGAAUUUGCAGGUGUAAUAAAAAGACCACCUUUGGGAUGGUAUUCCGGCGAACUUUUUGGGAAAGGGUUAUUACCGCCGGAUAGAAGGAGAUUGAUGAAAAUUUCUAAUCAAUAUGUAAGACAUCCCGAACAAAUGGAUACUCACGAUGUUCAUUUAUGCGGUGGCGAUUGUACGAGGGGGGAAUUUUUAUGCGUAUCCAGUUGUAUGUGUAUCAAAGAAAUGUUGAGGUGCGAUGGCGAAGCGGAUUGUGAUAAAAACGAGGAUGAAAUUGAUUGCGAAAAUACGAUGAGAAACAACGAAAAAUGCGAGGACUUAGAAAAUGGGAAGUACACGAGAUGUCCGAGGACCGGAAGUUGCAUUUUGAAGAGUUGGUUGUGUGAUGGUGAUGACGAUUGCGGCGAUUACACGGAUGAAACUCAUUGUGGAGAAUCGGUAAAUUGUACCAUUGAUCAAUUUGAAUGUGCGAAUGGAUUAUGUAUCCCAAAAAAUUGGGUCUGCGACAACGACAACGAUUGUAAGGAUUAUUCUGAUGAAUCGAACUGCACAAAAGUCGGGUGUACGGAGGAUGAAUUCACGUGUGAAGAUGGAUCUUGCAUCUCUUUAAGCUGGAAAUGCGAUAGAGAACCCGAUUGUGAUGACGGAACUGAUGAAAAUGAUUGUGAAAUUCAACCGUUUAUGUGCAGCGAAGAGGAAUUCCAAUGUAUAUUAAAUAAUAAUUGUAUUAAAAUCGAGUACAAAUGUGACGGCGACAACGAUUGCAAAGAUUGGAGUGAUGAGGUCGAUUGCCAGACCACUUUAGAUCCGUGUUUAGCCGGAGAAUUCCGAUGUAAAUCAGGAAGUUGUAUCCCGGAAAAGUAUCGAUGUGAUAAACAACAAGAUUGUAGCGAAAAUGAAGACGAAGCUGAUUGUGAACACACUGCAACGAGAAUUUGUUCCGAUGAUGAACAUAGUUGUAAAGAUGGAACGUGUAUUUUGAAAACUUGGGUUUGCGACGGAGUUCAAGAUUGUAGUCAAGGUGAAGAUGAAUUGAAAUGCGAAAUUGUCUGUGAUGAUUCAAAAUUUCCAUGUUCCGGUGACGGUUUUAACGAUUCCUCGACGUCUUUUUGCAUCAAUAAGAAACACAUUUGUGACGGCCAAAAAGAUUGUCCGAAAGGUGAAGAUGAAAAAAAUUGUUCGACGAAGAAACCGUGCGAAAAAGAUUCCGUUUGUGCCCAAGACUGCGUUGUGACCCACGAUGGAAAAGACGGUUGUUCUUGUAAACCCGGUUAUCAAUUAGGGCAAGAUCAAAAAAGUUGCGAUGAUAUUAAUGAAUGUAUGUAUCAAACUGAUCCGGUUUGUUCCCAAACUUGUAAUAACACGAUAGGAAGUUUUAUUUGUGGUUGUAUGACAGGGUAUAUUUUAAGACCCGAUUUAAGAUCUUGCAAAGCUUUAGGAGCACCACCAACUUUAUUAUUUACAAACCGCGUUGAUAUUCGCCAAGUUUCAUUGAGCAACCAAAAAUACACAUUUCUCUUAAAAGGUCUUCACAACGCCAUAGCUCUUGAUUAUCAUUACGACAAGAAAACAAUUUUUUGGUCAGAUUUAACCCUUGAUGUUAUUAAAUCUUCUUAUAUGAAUGGAACUAAUGUUAAAGAUGUUAUAAAAUGGGGGUUGGAAUCCCCCGGAGGGAUCGCGUUAGAUUGGGUACAUAAUUUAUUAUUUUGGACUGAUUCUGGUACGAGAAGGAUUGAAGUUUCAACAUUAGAAGGAAAAGAAAGGGUAAUAAUAGCUGCGAAUGAUUUGGAUAAACCGAGAGCGAUUUCUGUGCAUCCUGGUGAAGCGUUGAUAUUUUGGACCGAUUGGGGACCAUCUCCGAAAAUUGAAAGGUCUGAAAUGGAUGGAACGAAUCGUAAAAGUAUAAUUACAGACUCGGUUUUUUGGCCGAAUGGUUUAACUUUGGAUUACACCAGCAAUCGAUUGUAUUGGGCGGAUGCGAAACAUAAUGUUAUAGAAACGGCUUUAUUCGAUGGAUCUGAUCGGAGAAAAGUUAUUAGUAAAGGACUUCCCCAUCCAUUUGCUUUAACAAUUUUUGAAGAUGCAAUUUAUUGGACCGAUUGGCACACAAAAUCAAUUUCCACGGCGAAUAAAGCGACCGGAGCCGGAUUUAGAACCAUUCACUCCGAUUUACACUUUCCAAUGGACAUCCAUAGCUACCACAGUUUGAGACAACCAAAAUACGAUAACCAUUGUGGAACAAACAACGGUGGGUGUGCCCAUUUAUGUUUACCAAACGCGAAAGGAUUCGUUUGUGCUUGUCCUAUGGGGCAAAAAUUAACUUCCGAUGGAAAAUCUUGUCAGAAACCAGAAAAAUUGUUAAUUUUUGCUCGGAAGAAAGAGUUGAGAAUAAAACACUUGGAUGAAAACGCCGUUCAUAGCCAUGAAAUUAUUAUUCCUGUCGAUGGAAUUAAAAGUGCUGUUGCUUUGGAUUGGGAUUCGAAAAGUGAUACCGUUUUUUGGACUGAUAUUGAAAAGGAUACUAUUAAUAGUGCGCAUUGGAAUGGGACAGAACAAAAAGUUAUAAUUCAUACAAAUUUAGAUUCUCCAUCUGGUUUAGCAUAUGAUUGGAUAACGGAUAAAAUUUAUUGGACAGAUGCCAGUACGAAAAGAAUUGAAGUAUCAAAUAAAAACGGUUCAAUUAGAAGCUUAUUAAUAUGGCAGGAUUUAGAUAAACCUCAAGACAUAGUCGUAGAUCCAAUAAGUGGAUUUAUGUAUUGGUCCGAUUGGGGUGAUAAACCCAAAAUAGAAAAAUCUAACAUGGAUGGAACUUCCCGAACGGUUUUAGUAAAAACUAAUAUUUCGUGGCCUAAUGGUUUAGCCAUUGAUUAUGAUGGUGGUAAAUUGUAUUGGGCCGACGGGAAAAGGAACUCAAUAGAUUCUUGUAAUUUAGAUGGAACGAAUCGAAAAACAAUUUUAGGUCCUGAUUUACCGCAUCCAUUUGGAUUGGAUAUAUUCGGAAGUUCUCUUUAUUGGACCGACUGGAAAACUCCCUACAUCGAAAUGGCCGAUAAAACAAACGGGGCGAAUCGAAACAUUUUAGUGUCAAACAUUUCCGAUUUAAUGGAUGUGCGAAUAUUCCAUAGAAAUCGGAAAAUCAUCGAAACUGAAUGUAAUAAAGAUAACGGGGGUUGUUCCCAUUUGUGUUUAUUAAAGCCUAAAGGAUAUUCAUGCACUUGUCCUUUAGGGAGAGUUUUAAAGUCUGAUGGAAAAACUUGUUUGGAAAAUCCUCGGGAAUCGUUGAUUUUAUCGCACAGAUUCGAUAUCCGGCAAAUUUCUUUGGAUGUUCCUUAUAUUAUUGAUGUUGUACUUCCAUUUCCGCAUUUAAAGCAUGUAGUAUCUACAGAUUUUGAUCAAAAUUCUGGAAUGUUAUAUUGGUCUGAUUCCUCGGAAAGUGUUAUUGAGAGAGCUAGUUUUGAUGGAAGUGUAAUCGAAACUGUUCUAACUCACGAGUUAACAUCUGUUGAAUCGAUUGCAAUUGACUCCAUCACUAAAAAGUUAUAUUGGACCGAUCGAGAAAGAAACAGCAUAGAAGUUGCCGAAUUAAACGGAACCAACCGAAAACUUCUCAUUUACUCAGAUUUAGAUAAUCCUAGAGCAAUCGUUUUGGAUUACGAACAUGGAAUGAUGGUGUGGUCAGAUUGGGGGACGCAUGCAAAAAUUGAAACGGCGGAAAUGGAUGGAAAUAAUAGAAAAACGAUUGUAAACGAGAAUCUUAUUUGGCCAAAUGGUUUGGCGAUCGAUAAAGAUUUCCAUCGAAUUUAUUGGAGUGAUGGGAGUGCAAAAAUAAUUGGAAGUGUUGAUUUUAAAGGUAAAAAACGUAAAGUGAUCUUAGGAGAACUUCCUCAUCCUUAUGGGUUAACUAUAUUCGGGGGAUAUGUUUAUUGGACCGAUUGGAAAACGAAGAGUUUACACAGAGCGAAUAAAACGACGGGGAGAGAUGCGGUUACUUUGUGUGGAAAAUUAGAUGGAUUGUUGGAUGUUCGAGCGAUAUCGACAGGGUUGAUGCAUAAAAAUGUUUGUGGUUCAAAUAACGGUGGGUGUUCUCAUCUUUGCUUAAGAAACGCCAAGGGGUAUAGUUGUGCUUGCCCAACGGGGAUUAAAAUGAAAAGUGGAAGUAAAACAACUUGUAAUUAUCAACCGGAUAAAUAUUUAUUAUUUGCAACCAGAUCAGCUUUAGCUAGAAUCAGUUUAGAUUCGCCUGAUUCUUGGGACGUCACUUUACCCAUUAAAAAUAUUAAUCACGUUAUUAACGUCGAUUUUCAUUGGGGAUUACAAAUUUUUUAUUUUACCGAUGUCAAAAAUCAAGUUAUUCAAAGUGUUAAUAUGCGAAAUCUUUCCGAUGUAAAAACGAUUGUGCACCAAAACGGUUCGGCUCCUUACGGAUUAGCAAUCGAUUGGAUCUCCAAUAAUAUUUAUUGGUCAGACACUCAUUACUCUAUAAUCCAAGUUUGUAAAAUGGAUGGUUCUUGGAGAAAAGUCAUUAUUAAAGAUGACAUCGUCGAACCGAGAUCUUUAGCGGUUUAUCCUAAAUUGGGUUAUUUAUUUUGGACAGAAUGGGGAAAAUCGCCGAAGAUUCAACGAUCAUUUUUGGACGGAUCUGGACGACAAACAAUUUUAAGCAAAGAACAAGGGUUACCUAAUGGAUUAGUUAUCGAUUAUAAUGAAGCUAGAUUAUAUUGGACAGAUUCGCAAUUGGAUUUAAUAGAGAGCUCAGAUUUAAAUGGACGAAGUAGCAUGCAAUUGAUGUAUCCAAAGAAAAUGACGAUGUUAACACGUCCGUUUGGGUUAGCUUUGUUUGGUGAUAAUAUGUAUUGGACCGAUUGGUUAGAUAAAUCGUUAUUAAGAGCUGAUAGAAAAACUGGCGAACGUUGCGUAGUUAUUCGUAAUAAAUUAGAUGGUGCGAUGGGAAUAACAACCGUCUCACAAGAACGCCAAUCAGGUUGGAACCCUUGCGUGGUUAAUAACGGAGGGUGUUCCCAUUUUUGUUUCUUCAAACUCAGAAAUUACACUUGCGGUUGUCCCGAUGAUUCCGAUAAAUCGUGCAAAAUUGUUCCUAAAGAAUGGGUGACAGAGAGAAAUCCUAACGGAAUUUAUCUCUACGAAAAUGGCGAUUACGAAGCAACUCCUCCCGCUUUAAACGAGAUAUUCCCAGAAAUUCAAAAAGAUACGCCGUAUCAUAAAUUUUAUAUCUUAGCGUUGGUUUUGAUGGUUUCAAUUUUUGUUUUAAUUUCACUUCUUAUGGUUGCCGCCGUGAUUUAUCGAAGGAGCAAGAAAAAGUAUUUAUAUGCAACCGGAAGAAGUGUAAGAACCUUUUCAAAUCCUAAUUAUUAUACUCCUAGUGGAGAACCAACUGGACCAGCUGUUUUGGUGGAUAAGAGACCAUGUAUUUGGAAAAGGCUUAAAUAUGAUAAAUCACAGGAUCGUGUUUAUGAAGAUAAAACAGGUGGAACAAGUCCUGAAAUAGCAAGUUUAAUACCAACAGUUUUAACUCCGAGUAGUUCUAAUUGUGAAGCUGUAACACCGGAAUUGGGACACUCCCCAUUGGUGACUCCAAUGCACCGGGAGUCCCAACCGUCCGUUUAAGCAAAAAAAAAAUAAUAAUUAUUAUAAAAAAGAACAAAGUAGAAGUCAAAAAUGAUAAAUAUAAACCUAGUCAAAAUAAAACAAUGCAAGAUAUAGGCAAAAAGCAGAAGCAAAAAAAAAUCGACGAUGUCAUUAUUGUAAAUAGGUUGAUUGUCAAAUUAGUUGGCUGACAAUAAAUCAUUUAUAAUACCGGAAUCUAACAAUAGAAGAGGAACAAUGGAUAAGACGAUGGAAAAUUGAUUGAAAAAAAUCUAAUUUCGAAUAAAAAUUUAGUUUUCGUUUUGGAUGGAAUUAAUUUUAAAUGUUAAAAAAGGGAGAAAUAUGAUAAAAAAGAUCACGUUUUUUAAUAGACGUUACAUAUCCUACCGGAAACAAAUAAUGUUUUGUUGAUAAGAAAAAACGGGCUUAUUUAAAAAAUUAAAAAAAUCGUUGAUUUGUUGUACUUACCAAAAUAAAAUUAAAAAAAAAAAACAGAAAUUAAUAAAAUUAAAGAGAAAAAAAUAUGUAAAUCUAAUUGUGAGUGAAUGGCGUGAAUGCAAACGAGAGAACUAGAAAUAUUUUUUUAAAUGAUGUGGAUGACAGAGUAUUUUUAAAGACUGAUUGUUAGUAAUUUGUUUUAAUUCUAAUUACGUUAUUUAUUAAGAACGGAGGUAAAAAAAAAAUGUUAAGAUACAAAACAAAAAAUAUUUUUGUGCCAAUACCGAAAAAAACUCAAAUUUUUUUUUUAAAUCUAAAAAUUAAGGGAAUGCGGUAUGAAUGCUUUGUGUAAAUACAGCUGUAAUUGAUUAGACUCAGAGGCUCGCGUAGUCUAUCUAUUACCAGCUGUAUAUAUUCGAAACAAAAAAAAAAACACAAAAAAAUUACAUAAAUAAUAACAAUAAAAAAAUACAAAUUUGUGUGAAAACUCACCUAAACGUUUUUAUCCACGUUUUUAUUAACGUUUAGUUGGGUUUUCGUGAAUAAUAAAAAUUAGUACCUACCUUUAAAAGGUUUAUUUCACUAAAACCAUAAAAAAAAAUGAUUAAGUAUUCACGAUUUUUAAAAUAAAAAUUAUGAAUGCUGUUUAAAAAUAUCGAUACAAAUUUGGAUGCGAUAAAAAAGAGUGAUUUUUACGUAUUUGCUUUGUGAUGAUUAUGAAUUGUAUUUGUUAAGAACAAUUCAAAUCUUUUGAGAUAAAUGUUACUAGUUUCAGUAAUUUCCUAAAACUUAAUUAAUUUGUAAUUGAUAUCUUUGUAAUCGUUAAUAUUUUCAAUUUCAAAUCAUUAAUUUGUACCUGAGAUCCACUUUUCAUUACUGUGUAUCAUGUUGUAUGUCAUCAAAGUCUUACAAAAUCUUACCUCCAUAUCCUGCUCUCUACACUUUCACCCAAUAUGAUAUCUUACAAAAUCUAAAAUCAUCUCCAUUAUUUGACACUUCCUCGCGAAGUGAUCCAAAGUUUCCCCUCAUUUCUCGUUUUAAACCUCACCAACAUUUUCUAUUCUCCUAUAUAUUUGGUUUAAAAUAUUUGAGCAAAUCGUUGGUUGUAAUUUCUAUAUAUUUUAUCUUCUGCUAGCAGUUUUUAGCUUUCUGCUAGCAAUAUCCAGUAAACUAAAAGGAGGAUCUAGUCAUCUAUAAGCAAUAUCAUGUCUUCUUCUCACACUAUCUACUCUUCUGCCAGCAGUUUCCACUCAUCUAUAAUGAGGAAGUCAUCUUAAGCAGUACCUUAUCUUCUGCUAGCAGUAUCUAGCUUUCUGCCAGCAGUGUCAAGUCAAUCAAUAGGAAGUUCUAGUCAUCUAUAAGCCAGUUAAAUUUUUAGCUACCUGCAAUCUUCUUUCUUAUUUCUGCAUAUCCUUAGUACGUUUGGUUCUCAAUAUAAAGAUGAGAUCCUUGAGAAUCAAACAUAACGCAAAAGAAUACGAAUGAGAGUAAGUCUGAAAAAAGAGUGAUAAUAAGAUACGCUAAGAGUGAAGAAAACAUUUCCAUACUAACUUUAACACUCAAUCAAUUGGAUACAUUUUCAUUAAAACGGAGCGAUCUCAGCUAUAAAUUUUCUUUGUCAUUUAUUCAUCCAAUUAUAUGUAUUCAUCUUUUGAACAGUUCUGCUGCAAGUGGUUUCCAAAAUUAUGGAAAAUUAAACCACUGUAAAUCUUUCCACGACGUAUUUCUGUCAGCAGUCUCCAGUCAUCUAUAAUGAGGAAGUCAUCUUAAGCAGUACCUUAUCUUCUGCCAAUAGUAUCAAGUCGGUCAAAAGGAAGUUCUAGUCAUCUAUAAACACCAUCUUGUCUUUCGCCAACACUAUCUUCUGCCAGUUAAAUUUUUGCUACCUGCAAUCUUCUUUCUUAUUUCUGCUUAUCAUCGAACUUGUCUCUUAGUACGUUUGGUUCUCAAUAUAAAGAUGAGAUCUUUGAAAGGUUGUGAUUGAAAUUGGUUGCCCCGCUCCGAUGUAAUCCGCAACGGCAUUAAAAUAGCCAAUUCCAAUCAUAUAAUUGUGGGUGGUCUCACGUUUUGCCUAGUUUAAAUUGUCUGAAUGCCCUGGAAUUGGUUCUGUCUUAACGUUGAAUCCAGUUCGGCGAUCGAAUCAAAUAUAAUGCAAAAGAAUAUGAAUGAGAGAAAAUGGUAAAUAGAAAUGUGCCACAAAGUCUGAAAUGGGAGUGAUAAUAAGAUACGUUAAAAGUGAAGAAAAGAUUUUCAUACUAACUUCAACACUCAAUCAAUUGGAUACAUUUUUAUUAAAAUGGAGCGAUCUCAGCUAUAAAAUUUCUUUAUCAUCAAUGCUAAGAAUUCGAGGUUUUCGCAUAUAAUUAAUUUUCAAAGCUUCAAUAUUCAUCCAAUUAUAUGUAUUCAUCUUUUGAACAGUUCUUCUGCAAGUGGUUUCCCAAAUUAUUGAAAAAUUUUCUUCUCUAUGUCCUAUAACAAAAAUAAAACUGAUGAAAAUGAGAAUAUAAGAUAUGGCUGAUAUAACAGCAUGAUUACCUAUUAUAAUUGAUAACCAACUUAAAAACCAAGAUAUUUGUUCUUACUAAAGAUUUUAAUAGAAAAUCAUAAAUACUUAAAAAUUAAAAAUUCAUAAUCAACAUAAAAAAUAUUUAAAAAUGACCUUUUCUCAUCCAAAACUGUUAAAAACUUGUGAAUUAUUAUUAUUAUUCCCAAGGAAAAGUUUCCUUUUUCUCACUCAAACUCAUCAGUAUUAUUCGAGGCUCAAAUAAGCUCAAUUGUUCACACAUAAUUCCGAAACUAAAAAGGUUAUUAACGUUUUACACUACGAGAUUUAUAUCGAAAACCACAUUUGUCUAUAAAAAUAUUGGUAUACAACGGAAUAAAACCGUGUCAAGAGAUUGUCAUUUUACGCGUAUUAUAUACAAUAAAAAUGGAUAAAAAAAAACGAAAAAAAAUCAAUAAAAAAGUCAUAUAGACGAGUUGGAAAAAUAUAGAUGUUUAAUAGCAUAAAAAAUAGGAUUUAUGUUGGACAAAAAAAAUGUGUAAUUUAUACAGGUCUUGUAUCUUGGUAACCUCCACAGGAUACAAUGAUGAUAAUAAUAAUAAUGUAUUUUAAAUGUU